Molecule: messenger RNA, 2702 nt
Organism: Bicyclus anynana (squinting bush brown)
Lineage: Eukaryota; Metazoa; Arthropoda; Insecta; Lepidoptera; Nymphalidae
Exons: 11
Coding region: 135-2231 (698 amino acids)
Molecular function (GO): kinase activity; pseudouridylate synthase activity
Source: RefSeq, a predicted model, not a curated record
GCCAAAGCCAAACUAGUUCAAUGACGUUAGCUGUCAGUUUCACCGGCCGGCAAACGCGUGGGUCGCCCAGUGAAAUUUGUACCUACCAGUACCUACUACUGAGCAGAUAGACCUGUCAUAUCGGCAAUAUCAAGAUGUCGCUUCUAUUAGGCCGUAUUUGGCGAGCGCAGAAGGCUGCAUUUUCUCGUCAUACAAGAUGCUAUUCUAUUCCACCCUUUGUGUACUCGGAGGAAGUAAGCCAAGCGAAAGCGGACCGAAGGCCGAUAGUUGCGUUGGAAUCGACCAUUGUUACACACGGGAUGCCUUAUCCGAGCAAUUUGGAAACGGCUCGAGAGGUUGAAGACAUUAUUCGGAAACGGGGUGCUACGCCUGCAACGAUCGCUAUCCUCAAAGGCCAGUUAACUGUGGGUCUAACAGCACAACAACUGGAAUACCUCGCCCAAGCGCAAGGUGUUGUGAAAGCGUCUAGACGAGACCUAGCUCCGGUGAUAGCAGCUCAACAAGACGGAGCAACGACUGUAGCUGGCACUAUCAUAGCUGCAGAGCUCAGUGAUAUACCAGUAUUUGUCACGGGUGGCAUAGGUGGAGUUCAUCGUCAAGGAGAAAAAACAAUGGAUGUAUCAGCCGAUCUCACCGAGUUGGGGCGAAGCAAGACGCUGGUCGUGUGUAGCGGUGUCAAGUCAAUUUUAGAUAUUGGACGGACUCUCGAGUACUUGGAAACUCAAGGAGUGACUGUAUGUUCCUUCGGCGAUUCCAACAACUUCCCAGCGUUUUACACGCCUCGCUCGGGUUACCAAGCACCAAACCGCGCAGUCGACGCACUCCACGCAGCGCGAAUAUUGCAUGCAGCGAAGCAGUUGCAACUUUGCUCCGGUAUAGUUGUUGCUGUGCCGAUACCUGAGGAACAUGCAAUGGAUAGUAAUAUCAUCGAGGAUGCAAUACAAAACGCUUUGCUUGAAGCCAACAAGCUCGGAAUUAAGGGCAAGGAAGUGACUCCAUACCUUCUGGCCGCCGUGUCUGCAGCUACUGGUGGUGCAUCACUCAGUGCGAACAUCGCCCUCAUAAAGAACAACGCUAAAGUCGGCGCCGAUAUUGCCGUCCAAUUUCAAAAACUGAGGAAUGUUGACAAUUUAGAGAACGCUUUUAAUAUCGGAGUCUCAAAGAGCCCUGGGAAAUGUACGACAAAUUCUUCGAGACGGUUCCAUACUUCGUGCGCCGCGCGUAUCAAAGGAGGAGAUAUGAUAAAUAAUGAUUUGGAAGGCGACGUGCUCGUUAUCGGCGGAGCCAACGUCGACAGGACGUACCGGGUGUCGGAGAAAACUGUUCAGCUCGAUGGCAGUACCCACGCGUGCAAGACGGAGCAGUGUGGCGGUGGCGUUGGCAGAAACAUCGCGGAGGCUCUGUGGCGGCUGCGAGGUGGUCGAGCCAGGCUCCUCACUGCGAUCGGCGACGAUGCCGAUGGUCAAUACAUAGACAACAUCGCACCUGGCUUAAUACUUAAUGAUUGUGUAGUGAAAUCUGCAAGAACUGCAAAGUACGCGGCAGUGUUUGAUGCGAAGGGCGAGUGUCUUCUUGGUCUUGGAGAUAUGGAUAUUCAUAAUGAAAUUACUGUUGAGCUCGUAAAACGUCACAUCAAUGUGCUGAAACAGGCUCCGCUAGUAGUCAUUGAUGGCAAUAUACCAUUAACGACAAUGGACUAUAUUCUUGGAUUAUGUAAAGAAAUUGGAAAGCCGGUAUUUUUUGAACCUACCGACAGAAGAAAAGCAAUAAAACCAUUUCACGGGAAUCAUAGUUUCACGUUUGCCUCACCCAAUUUGAUGGAACUCAGAGCUAUGGCUAACUUCUUCAAGCCAGAUACCAACACCAUCAAAACUAAUGAAUUGGACGAAAUUAUUGAACUUUCAAAAAUAAUAUUACAAUUUGUAACAAUGUUGAUUGUAACAAGAGGAUCAAAAGGUGCUAUUACAAUUAAACAUGCAAAUAGUGAAAAAAGAAAUGUUAAGGAAUUGGAUGUAAAAGUCUAUUCUACAGAAAUUUUGGAUACUGUGGAGAAUGUUUCAGGUGCGGGAGAUUGCUUUGCAAGUGGAUUCAUACAUGGUAUGCUCCAGAACUUUACAGAAUCACAAUGUAUCACCGUUGGGUUUGAAACAGCGAAACAAGCACUCAGUUGUAAAGAAAAUGUUCCUUUGAAAUUCAACAUUAAAGCAAAUUCGAAGAACAAUGUUUCCUAACGCUACAGAUGAAUCAAAAAAAAUAAACACUGAAAUAGCUAGAUAUAUCUACCUACUUUACGAGAUUAAACGAUUCGAAAGAUUUACGAGUACAUCAAACUACAUUCAUAGUUAUCUUCAGAUACUUAGAUAAUGAUGAGCGUGCCAUAAUAUUCUCGGAAAUGUAAUUUAGAAUCAAAAAUUUACUUUUCCUGUACAUAUACACACAUAGCAAUCACCUAAUUUGUUUAAAUGGAUGUCUAAAAAAAGGCACUCCAUUGAAUUCCAACGUUACAAUGGUAUAUCACUUACAAUGGCAUGCUAAUCAUUAAUCUAUUUACUUUUCUGUCUACGUACUUGUAUAUACUAACAGAUUUAUCCAUUCUAUAUUUGUUUUAAACCAUGGUUGCUACAUAUACAUAGCAACCAUGGUUUAAAUCAAAUUGGGAAACAAGUUCACGCCAAAGCAGAUUUAAAGUCAACAUAUUUACU